Molecule: messenger RNA, 1738 nt
Organism: Sesamum indicum (sesame)
Lineage: Eukaryota; Viridiplantae; Streptophyta; Magnoliopsida; Lamiales; Pedaliaceae
Product: O-fucosyltransferase family protein
Cellular component (GO): cytoplasm
Source: RefSeq, a predicted model, not a curated record
AUGGCGAAAUCAGCAAGAUACUUCAAGAACUCGUGCAUCACUCCGCACCCAUCAUUUUUCCUUCAUUUUCUAGCGGUUUCUCCAAUGAAGAGCUCAAGAAACCAGUCUCCUAAUCCCACUCUCCUCUUCCUUCUCUCCCUCUUAACACUCUCCUCUUUCUUGGGAAUUUGCGUCCUCACUUUCUAUGGCAUUCCUCACAACUCGAUGCCAUGCCCUCCAAUCUCACCUUCAUCGCCGUUAUCUCCCAUCCUGCUGGCCUCUCUUUCCUCAAUCUCGAAAGGUUACCCGAGAAACGAUGAGCCCACUUUGUCGAGCAGUGUGAUGGUGCCAUUGCCUGCUCAUGGGGUGGGUGCAAAUCUCAAUCUUUCUGCAGAGGAGAAGGAGUUCUGGCAGCAGCCGGAUGGUGAAGGGUACCGGCCGUGCUUGGAUUUCAGCCUUGCUUAUCGAAAAGCAUCGGCUAGAAUUUCCAAGGAGAAACGGAGGUUCUUGGUUAUGGUGGUUUCUGGAGGACUGAAUCAGCAGAGGAAUCAGAUUGUUGAUGCUGUUGUCAUAGCAAGAAUUCUUGAAGCUGCUCUGGUUGUUCCUGUUUUACAGGUUAAUCGCAUAUGGGGAGAUGAAAGUGAAUUCUCAGAUAUAUUCGAUUUGGAACAUUUCAAGAAGACUUUACAAGCUGAUGUUCGAGUCGUAUCGUCCCUCCCCUCUACUCAUUUGGUUUCAAUGCAGUCAAUUGAAAAUCAAAUCCCAUUUCAUGUAUCACCGGUUUGGAUUCGUGCUAGAUACUUUCACCAACUAAACGAAGAAGGUUUUCUUAUACUAAAAGGGCUUGAUUCUAGGCUCUCCAAGAAUCUUCCUCCCGAUCUUCAGAAGCUACGGUGUAAGGUGGCAUUUCAUGCUUUGAGAUUCACCUCUCCAAUCCAGAACCUUGGCAAUCAGAUUGCAAGGAGAAUGUGGAUUGAAGGUCCUUACAUUGCUCUCCAUCUAAGGAUAGAGAAGGAUGUGUGGAUCAGAACAGGAUGUACCACAGGUUUAGGACCUGAAUACGACGAAAUCAUAGACAAGGAUCGGGAGUCUAAUCCCGAUUUCUUAACUGCUAAACUUAACAUGACGAAAUCUGCACGAAGACUUGCAGGAUUCUGUCCUCUCAGUGCAAGAGAAGUGGCAAGACUCCUGAGGGGUUUAGGAGCACCUAGCAAUGCUCGUAUAUAUGUAGCCGGAGGAGAACCAUUUGGGGGCAGCUGCGCAAUACAACCACUUGUGCAUGAGUUCCCAAACAUAGCAACGAAAAAGACGUUAGCACGACAAGGGGAGCUGACGCCUUACUUGAACAGACCUUCCGUCCUAGCGGCCAUCGACUACAUCGUGUCUCUAAGCAGUGAUGUUUUUCUGCCUUCCCAUGGAGGCAACAUGGGCCGAGCUAUGCAGGGUCAUCGUGCAUACGUAGGACAUAGGAAGUACAUAAAGCCAAACAAACGGAUGAUAGUUCCGUUGCUAGAAAACACAUCGGUAUCAGACGAGAAAUUCAGACGCACGAUCCAGAAGCUGCAUAAGUAUUCAAAGGGGCAACCGGAGUGGAGGAAGAAGAAGUUAGACAGAGAUGUGUUAGCCUAUCCAGUGCCUGAGUGUAUGUGCAAACACUGAGAUUUUUGUUGUGAAUAUUUCAGGAAUCAGUUCAUUAGCCGAAUACCCUUUUGGUUGUACACAUAAUCCUCAGAACAUUAAAGAGUAAAUUCUUUUUUAC